AUGAGCAUCACAGCCACCAAGCUCCGACACUCGACAGCAACAUUGACCUCCACGUCAGGCCCCACCAGGUGCGAGGCCUCAGCAGCAACCAACGACGCAACAACAUCACAGGAGACACACGGGCAAUUGGCCGCAGACAAGAUGCUUCUCCUAGACUAUCAGAACGUUCUCAUACAGUCGGUGCUGACUGAGAGAUUCUCCGGUGCCCCUCCCGCACACAUUGACCAGACCGUCUCCGAUUUCGACGGCGUCAUCUACCACAUCUCGACCCCCGAGACAAAGACUAAGAUUCAGCUCUCCAUUCAAAUAAGAUGCUACAAGGAUCUGGUGAAGUACGGGGCGGAGCAGGUGCUGCAGAGGGAAUAUGGCCAAUAUGUGGUACCGCCGGAAGCCGGCUACGACUUCUCUGUUCUGAUCGAUCUUGAGAACCUCCCGGAGGACAAGGACGAACGAGAAGCAUUGAUCAUGAAGAUGGCAUUGCUGAAGCGUAACGCCAUGGCUGCUCCUUUCGAGGCCGCGUACGAGGAGCACUACAAGCUGAAGGAGGAGGCAUCCAAGUACACCUCCGAGGAAGCUCCGCAGGGUGUACGCGAGGGCGGCGAGGUUAUGGCCAUUCACUACCGCGAGGAGGAGGCCAUCUACGUCAAGGCCAGCCACGACCGUGUCACCGUCAUCUUCAGCACCAUAUUCCGUGAGGAGACCGACCGCGUCUUUGGCAAAAUCUUUAUCCAAGAAUUCGUCGAUGCCCGCCGGCGGGCUAUCCAGAACGCUCCCCAGGUGCUCUUCAGAAAUGACCCUCCUUUGGAGCUACAGGGAGUUCCCGGAGUCAGAGACACUGGAACGGGCGAGAUCGGAUAUGUUACCUUUGUUCUCUUUCCCCGCCAUCUUACACCCCAGAGAAUGCCCGACGUCAUUUCCCACAUCCAGACAUUCCGAGACUACUUUCACUACCACAUCAAGGCGUCCAAGGCAUACAUCCACUCGCGCAUGCGUAAGCGCACAGCAGACUUCCUCCAAGUUCUGCGCCGCGCGCGCCCAGAUAGCGAAGAGAAGGAGCGCAAGACGGCAAGUGGUCGGACUUUCAAGGUCCAGGGAGCGUAACCUGACUAGGAUUCACGGUACACGCAUCACUUAGUGAGGAAAGGCCGCUGGUCGAGCGUUGACCGAAAAAAUAAUCGCCGUCCUCCGUGACAUGCCUGAUCAAUCCAAGUGAUGCGAGCCGCUGAAAGUCCCAAGGCGAGUUGUGGGGGCUGGCCGAGGGGCAUUUUGUUGUUUAGAAAAGGAUAAAGAUUUAUGACCACGCUGCAGGAGAACCUGUUCGUUUGUGAGAAACUAAAGAGCCUUGGCGGUUGGACCAGGGCCCAGUCAGACGCACAACUCUGGCGGGUGAAGUGCGAACCCCUUGGUGGACGGGUGCAGUCUGGAAGCGUCAAUCGCCGCGCCUGGAUAACGCGCCGGAUCGACGUUUCCAGUCCACGCGCUUUCUACCUUGAGACACCGGCCGACACCGACGAGAGUGUUGUACGCGAGGCACCUGCGUGCUAAUACAAUGCACUGCACUAUUGAUGGCAUAUAGGAAAACAUCCAUUUGAGCUGUUGAGAUGGGAACGAUGAGGUGACGGAUCACGAGCUUAGCAAAGUUCUGAUUUAUGAGGACGAUCAACUUCCCGUCCAAAGUAUAGACAUGCCAGAGCCGAUACAUCUCCCUACGGGGGCUUUGGUGGGACAGCUUUGGGCUUUUUUGUUUGCAAGGCGAGUUUAGAAGUUGCUGCAAUGGGCCAUGCAUAUGUCUCUGCACUGCAAUUUGCGGCUUUAUAAAGGAUCCUACAAAGUGGAUGCCUUAUUCGUUUCGUCGGAAUUGUCGCCGGCAUUGAAUGGGAGCCCCACUCUGUCUCUCCUUCGCACCGUGCCCGGCGUGCACAUGUCCGUAGAACGUUUGAGUUGCCCUGCUUCGAGUUCGCAAAGGGAUGUCGGUGAUCUGUCGAAUACCGGGACGACAAAGCUGAAUCAAACGGAUGAACCGACGAAUCG
Molecule: messenger RNA, 2031 nt
Organism: Colletotrichum destructivum
Lineage: Eukaryota; Fungi; Ascomycota; Sordariomycetes; Glomerellales; Glomerellaceae
Product: Putative arp2/3 complex subunit 2/4 protein
Exons: 5
Coding region: 1-1101 (366 amino acids)
Biological process (GO): Arp2/3 complex-mediated actin nucleation; actin filament polymerization
Cellular component (GO): actin cytoskeleton; Arp2/3 protein complex
Molecular function (GO): actin filament binding; structural constituent of cytoskeleton
Source: RefSeq, a predicted model, not a curated record